Messenger RNA from Trichoderma virens Gv29-8, 1604 nucleotides. RefSeq lists its product as uncharacterized. The coding region runs from base 195 to 1280 and encodes 361 amino acids. The transcript has 7 exons. NCBI's taxonomy places the organism in Eukaryota, Fungi, Ascomycota, Sordariomycetes, Hypocreales, Hypocreaceae. The record is from RefSeq and is a predicted model, not a curated record. Gene Ontology annotation, cellular component: nucleoplasm; cytosol. Gene Ontology annotation, molecular function: proteasome binding; ubiquitin binding; damaged DNA binding. Gene Ontology annotation, biological process: proteasome-mediated ubiquitin-dependent protein catabolic process; nucleotide-excision repair.
AGACCACUUCACCAUAGCCCAGCAUCCGCUGUAGCAUCCGCUCUGCUAUACCGCGGCGCAUUUCUCCAUCUCUCUCUGCUCGACUCUCGCGCAACGACCCGCCUCUGCCCGCCUGGCACGACCACAGCUAGGCAUCCCGCUCGACCUCUCGCCUGUCCGACGCAGCCUUCUCGCUGCCCCCAUAUCUGCCCAUCAUGAAGGUCACAUUUAGAGAUCUCAAGCAACAAAAAUUCGUCCUCGAUGUAGAGCCCACAGACAAAAUCUCCGCAGUCAAGGAGAAAAUCUCAGCGGAGAAGGGCUGGGACCCCAAGAGCCAAAAGCUCAUCUACUCAGGCAAAAUCCUGAAAGAUGAUGAUACCGUCCAGUCCUACAACAUCGAGGAGAAGGGAUUUGUUGUUUGCAUGGUGAAUAAGCCCAAGCCCGCUGCCGCUCCUGCCGCCGCUGCACCGCCUCCAGCUACUCCUGCGCCACCGGUUGCCAGCACACCAGUUGUACCACCUGCGCCCGUCCAGACUUCUACCCAGGCCGCUCCUCCCGCAACCCCGACUCCCAACCGCUCCGCCGGCACCCCCUCCGGCCUGGCCAUGGGCUCUGAGCGCGCUGAGGCUAUCGCAAACAUGGAGGCUAUGGGCUUCGAGAGAACCCAGAUCGAGGCUGCCAUGCGCGCUGCCUUCAACAACCCUGACCGAGCAGUCGAGUAUCUUCUAACUGGUAUCCCAGAGAGCGUCCAGCAGGAACAGCAGCAGCAGCGAGCAAACCCCCCGCAGGCAGCUUCCACUGCUGCCGCCCCAGCUGCUGAUGACGAUGGCGGUGUUAAUCUGUUUGAUCUCGCCGCUCAGCGAAGAGGUGCCCCCGCCUCCGGUGGUGCCCCGGCGGCGGCUGCUGCAGCCCAAAACGACCUGGGUAACCUGGACUUCCUUCGCCACAAUGCCCAGUUCCAACAGCUGCGUCAAGUGGUUCAGCAGCAACCCCAAAUGCUCGAGCCCAUCCUUCAGCAGCUUGGUGCAGGGAACCCACAGCUCGCCCAGCUGAUAGCAUCAAAUCCAGACCAGUUUUUGCAGCUGCUCGGCGAGGAUGCUGAGGAUGAUGUUCCUCUGCCCCCUGGAGCCCAGGCCAUUUCUGUCACAGAGGAGGAGCGCGAUGCCAUUGAGCGGUUAUGUCGACUUGGAUUUGACCGCGACCAGGCUAUCCAGGCUUACUUUGCAUGCGACAAGAAUGAAGAGCUUGCCGCUAACUUCCUCUUCGAUCAGCCCGAGGACGACGAACCACCGACAAACUAAAGCAAUAUUCCCAUUGAAUGCUGAGAAGUGAUUGAAAGGUCUUAUACGAUAAUACGUAAGGAAAGGCAUGGAGGGGCAAAUCGGAGACUAUUAUGACGACUUGGCAACAUUAAGGCGUAGGAUGACCACGUGGCAAACGGCCGCAAUCAUGUUGCUUUUUGAAAACCAAGUAUCAUGCGCGGGUUGGCCUGGCCAGAGGAAGAAAGUGCCGGCUUAAUUGACCCGGACAGAACGGAUAGGACAGAGUGAGAUGGUACGCUUUGACAGGUCAGAUGAAAGUUAUUGAAAUCGAAUUUGGCAAACCCAAAAAAACGUCGUUAAAGC